Molecule: messenger RNA, 1692 nt
Organism: Penicillium mononematosum
Lineage: Eukaryota; Fungi; Ascomycota; Eurotiomycetes; Eurotiales; Aspergillaceae
Product: putative amino acid transporter
Exons: 6
Coding region: 1-1692 (563 amino acids)
Biological process (GO): amino acid transmembrane transport
Cellular component (GO): endoplasmic reticulum
Molecular function (GO): amino acid transmembrane transporter activity
Source: RefSeq, a predicted model, not a curated record
AUGCCAGGGGAUGAGUUGUCAGAGGAUCACCUGUAUGCCCAGAAUGGCCAGGAUGAACAUGAAGCUCAAUCACUUCUGCCUGCUUCAAGUGAGGAGCAUGAUUUAGCUUUCCACCCGGAACGUCUUCCGUCGCCGAUCCCCUCACGUAACGCGACAAAUGGCGAACGCCACUCCUCAAUCUCUCAGCCUGCGGCCGAUGGAAAGCGCCGUACACCCCGUACCAUGAACCGAGUUCGAUUUGACCUGGAGGAAGAGCCGGAAAGCCCCAAUCGCAAUUCCAUUGAGCGUGCUCUCAGCCCAGACGACACACUAUGGCUGGAGGAUGAGGACUAUGAACAUGGAAACCAGGGCCCAAGAACGCACCACAGUGGACAAUCAAUUCCUCUUCUUACAAACAUCGAAGCGCCUAGUGUGACACUCGCAACAUCGGACGAUUUCUUCCCCGAAGAGCAUCUCGAGGAUGCGCGGCCGCGGAGUGGGAUGAAAAUGGCGUUCAUGAACAUGGCCAACAGUAUUAUCGGGGCUGGGAUCAUUGGGCAACCUUACGCGCUUCGUCAGGCAGGCAUGGCAACUGGAAUUCUGCUGUUGACUGCCUUGACCGUCACCGUGGAUUGGACCAUUCGAUUGAUUGUGAUCAACUCCAAAUUGAGUGGGGCGGAUUCGUUCCAGGCGACAAUGCAGCAUUGCUUCGGGAAAAGUGGUCUCAUUGCGAUCUCAGUUGCCCAGUGGGCAUUUGCAUUCGGAGGCAUGGUCGCAUUCUGUAUUAUUGUUGGCGAUAGCAUCCCACACGUUCUAGGCGCUUUGUUUCCGUCUCUUAGGGAUAUGUCCUUUCUGUGGCUCCUCACAGACCGCCGGGCCGUUAUCGUUAUCUUUGUUUUAGUUGUUUCAUACCCAUUGUCUUUGUAUAGAGACAUCGCUAAGCUGGCGAAAGCAUCCGCCUUGGCAUUGGUCAGCAUGAUAGUCAUUGUUGUCACGGUCAUCACCCAGGGAUUUCGGGUCCCACCUGAAUCGCGUGGAGAGAUCAAAAGCCACCUUAUAUUCAAUGCUGGCUUUUUCCAGGCUGUCGGGGUCAUUUCUUUUGCUUUUGUUUGUCACCACAACAGUCUUCUGAUCUACGGCUCAUUGAAAAAGCCGACACUCGACCGCUUCACCCGGGUCACACAUUACUCGACAGGAAUCUCUCUGGUGAUGUGCCUAGCAAUGGGCAUCGCAGGGUUUCUAUCAUUUGGUUCUAAAACCCAGGGCAACGUUUUAAACAACUUUCCAUCAGACAAUAUCGUCGUCAACAUCGCACGAUUUUGCUUCGGCCUGAACAUGCUGACCACACUGCCGCUUGAGGCGUUCGUCUGCCGUUCCGUCAUGACAACCUACUACUUCCCCGACGAACCGCACAACACUGUUCGGCAUGUUAUCUUCACAACGGCGCUGGUGGUGACUUCAAUGGUGUUGUCCUUGAUAACCUGUGAUCUGGGAAGUGUGUUUGAGCUCAUUGGCGCGACCAGUGCUGCUGCUCUAGCCUAUAUAUUCCCUCCUCUCUGUUACAUCAAACUAAGCAGUGCUACGCGGCGAGAGAAGAUCCCGGCGUAUCUGUGCAUUUGCUUUGGGGUGCUUGUCAUGGGUGUCAGCGUAGUGCAGGCGGUCAUCAAGAUCAUUCGAAAUGAUGGCGAGGCUCAUAGUUGCAGUGCACCUUAA